AGUGUUAUGCAUUUAAAAUCGAAGAUUUUUCUCCCGUGCUCCAAACUCCUCCGGCUAGGGUUUGGAGUCGAUGGGCCUCUUUCUUCGGGACCCCUCUUCGGCAGCAGAGCCCCUCUACUUUCUCUUCCGUCUCUGCGUCGAGCCUUUGAUCUGUGGUCUUCGGCCGUUUCUAAUUGGGGCAUCAUAAAUCUGGUGCCUCUCCUCAACCUUUGUUUCUGCAAAUCGCGGGGUGAGUUUCCAGAUCUCUGCAAUUUUACUCUGUUUUCGCAACUUGGGCAGAGAGUGCUAGAUCUCUGCAAAAAAGCUCUGUUUUCGUCAUUGAACCACCAUCCCAAUCAUGGCAACAGAUGAAUUGGGUUCUAUGCUCAAUCGGAUUCGGAUUGCAGAGAACGAAGAUGGAAUUCUCCCAUUGCAUAUGGUUUGGAAACAGGAAGAUGCUACAAUGGACAAGUUACAAUUGGCCUCCCUCACUCCAGAGCAAUAUGAUUUCUCUACCAACCCAUUCUGGGUCCGCAUAUUCGAUGUCCCUGUGGGUUUACAUUCUGAGGAGAUUGGUUUCCUGAUUGGUAGUUCCUUAGGACAAGUUUUGGAAGUGGAUGAAGGUUUCAAGAAAGCUGUUAGAGUUAGAUUAGAAUUGAAUGUCGCCAAUCCAUUGCGACAUUUCAAGAUCUCUCAAAUUACUAAUACAGAAAGCAGGAAACUCCAGAUCAAAUAUGAAAGACUCCCAGAGUUUUGUUCUGUCUGUGGUUGCUUGGGACAUGUGGAGAAUGAUUGUGACAUUGCUCAUCGCAUUAAAGAUGUAGGUGGCAAAAUUAUCAGGCGCUUUGGUCCUUGGUUAAAAGCUGAACUUGAGAAUUCAUGGUGCCCAGACGAUUUUGACGCUCUGGAUGAAGCCUUCUGCAAAAAUACCCAAUUUGCGACGGGAUAUAAAGGCAUAUCUGAUACUGAGCAUUCUGAGAAUGGAGAAAACCAGUCACUUAAUACUAUGCCCCUCUGUGGAGGCCAAGUUGAGGGGGGUAACACUGUUUCUGUGCACGUCGAGGGGGGAAACAAUGAGAAUGGUACAAAAGAAGUGGUGGUUGGAAUUGAAGCUCACCAAACUCGGGUAGGUUUGCCUUCAAUUGCUGAGGUACAGUUGGUGGAAGUUCCAUUGUCCCAACAAUUUAAGGACAUGAUAACUCAUAGAGGGAAAGGAAAAACUGCAAAAGCAAAUAAGGGUAGUUGGAAAAGACUAGAUCGUAUAGUGACCUCUACGCUGCAUGCAGAGAACAACACCUAAAACAAGCACAGAAGUUGUCUAACACCUAUGGAGGAAAAGAGAGCCCUUAAAGUGCUUGUAGAUAAUGCUGGGGUGGCUUUAGCCCGG
Molecule: messenger RNA, 1366 nt
Organism: Rubroshorea leprosula
Lineage: Eukaryota; Viridiplantae; Streptophyta; Magnoliopsida; Malvales; Dipterocarpaceae
Source: the annotation of a GenBank genome assembly